This is a messenger RNA of Cololabis saira (Pacific saury), 1694 nucleotides long. It is a transcript of the gene snip1, whose product is annotated as Smad nuclear interacting protein. The record is from RefSeq and is a predicted model, not a curated record. Gene Ontology annotation, cellular component: nucleus. Gene Ontology annotation, molecular function: mRNA binding; protein binding. NCBI's taxonomy places the organism in Eukaryota, Metazoa, Chordata, Actinopteri, Beloniformes, Belonidae. The transcript is spliced from 4 exons. The coding region runs from base 140 to 1222 and encodes 360 amino acids. Gene Ontology annotation, biological process: miRNA processing.
AACGGAAGUGUGUGAUUUCAGCACAACAGUAGUGAGAAGUUUGGCUUCGUCCUGAAACAUCGUGUACUUUAUUUAGUUUUGCUUUGAUAACGAUGUGCGUUUAGUCAAAUAACGGCGGUGUUGUUGCAGGUGUUCGAGGAUGGCCAAAGAGAAGCGACACAGAAGGAGGGAGUCUCCUGAGGUGAAGGUAAAGCAGGAGAAAGUGAGCCCGGGCAGGCCGGCGAGGUCCCGCCGCUCCAGGUCCAGAUCCCCCGGAACCUCCAGCCCCCCGAGGAGGAGAAGCAGGUCACCAGCCAGGCCGAGGGAUCGCUCCCCAGGUAGAAGGGAACCCUCCCCCGCUAGACGAAGAAGCAAGUCUCCCAGAAACAGAAGAAGUCCUAAUCGUGGCGGGGAUGUCAGAGUAAAGCGGGAACGGGAAGAGCAUAGAGGCACCGGCGACGAACGGAGACGAAGGAACGAACAAGCAGAGGAGAGGCGGAGCCGGUGGGAAACGGACAGGUCCCGGGACCGAGACCGGGACCGGGACCGGGGCGAGGAGAGGCAUCGCGAACGAAGCGCCGCCGAGUCUCAACAAGCCGAGCGGCGGCAGCAUGACGAGCGACGCAGGGAAAAUCGGCAGCAGCGAGAGGAAAACCAAGAACAUGACUUCGGAGGGUCCGAAGAGGAGGGGAACGGCUCAGGCGCCGCUGCCGUGGAGAAAGAGAUGCCCAACUUCGAACUGUCAGGGGCGCUCACUGAAGACACCAACACCUUCCGGGGAGUGGUGAUCAAGUACAAUGAGCCGCCCGAGGCUCGGAUCCCCAAACGCAGAUGGCGAUUGUACCCCUUUAAGAAUGAUGAACCCCUUCCAGUCAUGUACAUCCACAGACAGAGUGCCUACUUGAUGGGACGGCAGAGAAAAAUUGCAGACAUCCCCAUUGAUCACCCAUCCUGCUCCAAGCAACACGCAGUAUUCCAGUACAGACUGGUGGGGUACACGCGUGCAGACGGCACCAGCGGCCGCAGGGUACGGCCGUACAUCAUCGACCUGGGUUCAGGUAACGGCACCUACCUGAACAACCAGCGGAUCGAGGCCCAGCGCUACUACGAGCUCAAAGAGAAGGACGUUCUCAAGUUCGGCUUCAGCAGCCGCGAGUACGUCCUGCUGCACGAGUUCUCAGAUACCAGCGAGGUGGACGUGAAGCCAGAAGACGAGGACGAGGACGAGGGCCUCGACGAGUAAAUCUGCCGGCAAAACUCAUUCAGGUCAGAUUACAUCAUCCAAAUGUUAAAAGGGCUGUUUCUCCAGGGAACGCAGCGGCAAACUGAGCUGGUGUCUGUGCGGCUCAAAAUAAAGGAACAAAGGUGUUUUUUUGUUUUUUGUGUAAAUCGUGUAAUUAAAGAACUCUCGCUUGUACCUGCCACACCUGUCUCUAAGUAGACCUCUUCUUCUCAGGUUUGUAUGAUGGAUGUCAGUGCUCACAUUACACAAGUGCUCGGUGUCAGAUGAAGAUAUCUUACUAAAUGUUGUUAUAUAUUUUUGGAUUAAAGCGCUGAGUAGAAAAUAUCUCAUUUACGCUCAUACAUGACAUUACAUUACAUUAUUUGAAUGUCAUCUAUUUUGUUAAAUAAGCAUUUCUUUUUCUCAAAGUAUACUUUGAGAAAAUGACUUUUGUAGUGCAAAAAAAGUAAUUACUAUUUCCUUUUUAGAGUUC